GUACGGUACAUGAUAUUUAAGAUAUUUUGCUGAUAUUGUGCUGCACGCUACACACUGAAGACAAACUAAGGAAAUAUUGCAGGUCUGGACAAUCAUCAAACGUUAUUUCUAAGUGCAGGUCUGGACGACUGGACAAUCAUCAAACGUUUAUAUUCUAAAGGUUUCGAAAAUUAUGAAUGUUCCAAACGCUGAAGAGGUAGCAACACGAAAUUUCAGAGAAUUCCUGAUGUUGUACAACAAGCUAACAGAAAGCUGCUUCAAUUCUUGUGUUACAAACAUGAACCAGAGAUCAUUAACAACAGAAGAGUCAACUUGUAUAGAGAUAUGCUCAAGUAAAUGGGUUAACCUGAAUCACAGACAGAUGGCUGUUUUUAUGGAGGUUGGACCUCUGGCAGAGAAAAGGCUAGGAAUGGGACAACCAACGUGACAUACAUGACAGAACCAAGAUUUACUGAUAGUGUGAAAGUAUUAAUACCAUUCACAUUAAGCAUCCAGAAACCCAAGCCUGGAAACAUUCUUUGAUCUGCAGCAAAUAAUGGAUUAACUUUGAAAUAAUAAUUGCUAUCAUAGGGAUGUGUGCAGGGGUUUCAUGUUGAGGAUGUUCCAGCUUUUUUCUUUCUUGCAGCCUCAAUACUUAUAUGGAGAAGGCAAUUGACUGCAAAGUGCAUGAGGCAAAACAACCUAUUGGUAUAUCAGAAAACCCUCUUAGGUUUGCUUUGUUUUGUCAGGGAAGGGUUCCAGAAUCAGUGGAUUGAGAACCUAAAUUUCCCAAUUUCCUUUUUUAGCACCCUCUAAACAAAAAAACACUUAACCCUAAGAAAAACUGUUUCUUUUUGAAAGGUUUCUAUGUUUAUUUGGUCAAUUUAAAAAAAAUAUUGGGUUUGAAUUCCAAGUUUAUAAAAUCUUUAUACAAGAAAAAUCUUUUUCAGUUUGUACUCGAUGUAAUAGUCUUUCAAAAAGUCAUCUGAUACUGUAAUUUUUGGAAAUUAUUAAAAAUCAAACAAAUCUAAACAGUUAUUGUUUUGUUAUACCCAAAGUAUGAUUUAAUUUGUUGCUUGUUUGAGGUGAAAAAAUUCUAUAAAAAAAUUAAGUAAAUGGGUAUUCUAGGUAAAGAGUUCCUUUUAAAAAUCUCCCAUGUUGUACCAUACUCAGGAAAUUAUUUUUGGUUGUAAAUAGCAUAUACGGGAGUGAAUUAUUCCUUAAAUACUCUGUGAAUAUAGAUAUUGUAAGAUUUGAAAAAGGUUUACUCGUGGAUAUUUAAAGUAAACUUUCCAUUUAUGAAAAAUCAAAAAAAAUAACAGCAUUGAAUGCCAGAGGACAAUGGUCGUUUUUAAAAUGGCUAACGUGGUAAUACCUCCUUGGAAAUGGUAAUUUUGUGACCAUUGAAGAUUAGCAUUACUGCUCUGGAAUCAGGAUUUAAGAAAUGAUAUCUUUAUAACAUUUUCUUAUGGAGAAUUGCUACGAUGGUUCAAAAAUGACCACAACACAAAUAUUAAACAUGCUACCUUUUUUAUUUGUUUUUCAGAAUAUGUUUUUUGCUUGUAUUAUACAUUGACCCUAUGUAUAAAUCAAGUCCUUUGUUCAAAUGCCUUGUGUGAUGUCAACCUUUACAACUGUGUAGAUUCCUGUGCCAAUCGUCUUGCUAUGUUGGCUUUUCAAUUUAGAACACAGUCUAAUAAUUUAUUUUUGUUUGUGCUUAUCAAUAUUUAUAUUACAACCAAGGAAUGUCCCACCUAAAACUUUAAAAUAAUUCACUUAUCCAAUGAUAUACUUUUAUAAGACUUAUUCUCAGAAUUAAAUGUAUAAUAAUAAACGUCUAGGGGUGACAAAUAUUUCUCAAACCUGCGACUCCUUGAUAACUUAACUGGUUUUAAGAGGGAUCAUUCUCAAGCCCUACUGGUGCUUGACCAUCUAUGGUUUUCAUUUUCUCAAAAUCUAAGGCCCUAUCCAUGCUAAUGUUGUUUUGUGGCAUUUCUGUAUUGCUCUCAUUUUGAGGAAAAUUAAAGAGAAAUACAUAUAAUAUGCCCCAGAACUGCAUUUAAGUAGACCGAGCAUUAAGUAUUACAAAAUGGUAAUACAGUGUAAAAGAUUACAAUUAUAAAAGUGGCUUGUAACCCCUUGACUGGAUAAGUCUCAACAAACGUUUCGUACAAGUAUUUCACUAAACCAACA
This is a messenger RNA of Exaiptasia diaphana, 2172 nucleotides long. Its product is annotated as mitochondrial import inner membrane translocase subunit Tim10 B. Bases 173 to 427 code for a protein of 84 amino acids. Gene Ontology annotation, cellular component: mitochondrial intermembrane space chaperone complex. The transcript has 3 exons. Lineage: Eukaryota; Metazoa; Cnidaria; Anthozoa; Actiniaria; Aiptasiidae. The record is from RefSeq and is a predicted model, not a curated record.